UGAGCCCCAAUAUGGCAAUGCGCACCACACCUCCUACGCAAUAUACUAUUACUGGAGAAGUGCGGCCGUUCUAGGUGGGAUGUAGUUAUGAGUCUAUGGACGCCUUGCGUGAAACAGUUCAGUUUGUCGCCGUUGCGAAGGUUUUUCAGUACAAGCGGAGAAGAUCGCACCGCACCCGUUUUCACGUCAUCUGCAAUAAUCCCGACUGCCCGUGGGAGCUGGAGGGUAGAGCAACACAUGUGAAUGGCCCGACUGAGAUUGUUAGUCUCACCCCGCAUCACCCCAGUUGCAGAGCGCCGGUUCGGGAAGCAGCAGGCAAUAAACACGCAAAGGUGAAGUGGGUGGAGCUGAUGGUGCGAAAGAAAUUACAAGAGAAGAUCGAAACUACCGCGUCUGAUUUAAUGAAAUGGUUUGCGGGAACGAUUGAAAACCCCGUCAGCUACAGCAAGUGCGUCAGAGCACGGGCGAGAGUGGUCGAGGAAUUAAAAGGCGCUCCGGAGGCCGGGUAUACUCAUUUGCACACGUACUGCAGGGUCGUGCGUGAGGCCAACCCAGGGUCCAUCAUCGAACUGGAAUGUAAUGGCAAUGUGUUUGUCAGCAUCCUUUUUGCAUUCACUGCUUCGGUGAAUGGAUUUGCACACUUCAGGUCGUUGCUUGUGCUGGACGGGGCGCAUAUUAGGGGGAAGUACGAGUGCUGCCUUCUCGGUGCAAUUGCACGAGACGCGAACGCCCAAUGUUUYCCCGUUGCGUAUGCAGUUGUUGACGCAGAAAACAAGAAGAAUUGGRAAUGGUUUUUGGUUCUUCUGAAGUGUGUCUGUGAUGCCGCUCACGUGCCUCACGACAUGAUCACGAUAAUGUCCGACCGCGACAAAGGACUCAUUCCGGCGGUUAGCGAAGAAUUCGAUGAUGACCGCCACGCGGAUUGUGUUCGUCACGUGAGCGAUAACUUGCUAAAGAGUUUGCGGGUCAACAAAGAGCAGGCAAAGAUGCUCCUUGAAGCAGCGUGUAGAACACCGAGACCGACUAGUGGAGUCAUUGGAGUGCGCCCUUGCGACGUGCCCGUUGCAUGUGAUGUCACCCGUGAACAUGUUGGUCCGACACGACCUCAAGGUCAUGAGCGGUUCGGGGUCGAGCACGAUGAUCUUGGUGUUUUCGGCGCAAUUGUUUCCGACUUUGAAGGCCACCAACACGCAGUGCAUGAGCAUGAAGGUUUUUUGGAGGACGAGGGUGUGGCUGGAAACGACGGCGACGAUAGUGAGGACGACGAUGACGAAGAGGAUACUGGUCGUGAGUAUGACGAGCGAGACGGUAAGGGCAACAAGGACGACGAAGGUGAAAAUGGGGCAGAUAAGGCGGAUGAGGGGAGGGAGGAUGAUGAGAGCAAGUACAAGGGAAACGAAGAAGAGAGAAAGGAAACGAAUGAGGAGUGGAAUGAGGAGAAUGUGGACAACGUCAGGGAAAAGGAUGUGGAGGUCCAACCACGGAGCAGCAAGGAGGAUGCUUGCUGAAGUACCUGUUCCUGGGUGUCAUUGUGACCAUCC
Messenger RNA from Chara braunii, 1541 nucleotides. The record is from the annotation of a GenBank genome assembly. NCBI's taxonomy places the organism in Eukaryota, Viridiplantae, Streptophyta, Charophyceae, Charales, Characeae.